AUCGCUGCUGCUGCUGCUGCUGCUGGAAGCUCCACCAAGCAUCUGCGCCUUUAAAAGCUAGUAGCUGCGCUUCAGCCAGAGCCAACAAACGACUUCAGUCAGCGCUGACAGCCAGACCUACUGUAAAGCUCGAGCGACCGCCCGGCCCCCGGCUCACCUUCACAGCGGGACCCAUGGAACUGUAAUGAUGGAAUAUCACUGGAAUCUACUGGUCUGGCUUUUUCUCCUGCUGACCUUCCACCCGGGACACGGCAAGCCCACCAUCAGCCCAUCUGGGUCUCACUUGGUCGUCCCGCUCAAUGAAGCCUUCACCUUGGUCUGUCAGGGUGAGAAGGAAAUGCAGUGGCAGCGGGAGGGUGGUCGGAGAGUCCGUGGAGAGAAGAAAGUGGAUGGGAUGUCCACAUUGCACAUCAGCAUUGCCAAACCAAUUCACAUGGGCCGGUACAACUGCCUGGAGGGAAAGUCAGGCGAGACAACCUCCAUCUACGUCUUUGUAAAAGAUCCUGAAAAUCCUUUCAGAAUAUCGAUGGUUUUCAACGUCCUCACCCGUGAGGGAGAUACUGCCUCAAUCUCCUGCCUAGCAACAGAUCCAACUUUGGCUGACCUGCACCUGGAAACCUGCUCCAGGGGAGCGCUGGCCUCUGGUUUGCAGUAUUCUGCCAGCCUGGAGCAAGGCAUCACUAUCUACGAUACACAGAAGGCUUACGAAGGCUGCUAUGUGUGCACAGGCGUGCUCAGGAAGGAGAGAGUCAGAUCACGUAACUACUAUCUCACGGUGAAACCAGUGCCUGUAGCGCCUCCUGUCAUCGACAUGCAAGCUCCCAAACGCGUGAUUCUGACGGUUAGCGAGAAUCUCUCGCUCACCUGUAACACCACAAAUGUCAAUGGCGAGAUCAAUCUGAAGUGGGUCACUCCGCCUGGCUCGGGUGCCGUCUGGUAUCCACAGCAACCAGCGAAGGUUGACGGCGCAUCUCGUAUCCUGGCCGAAGACUUCAACCAUGCACGCAGCGCCACAUUGCACAUCUUUGCAGUCAAGUUCCAAGAUGCUGGCAGAUACUCAUGUGAAGCGGAGAAUGAGAAAGGGGUCAGCACGCAGUCGGUGUGGCUGGAUGUUUAUGGAAAGGGGUUCAUUCAUUCAUCACCUGCGAUAAACAAAACCAUCCAAGUCCGUUCAGGGGAGAGUUUGGUGCUCAAGGUGGAAAUGGAGGCUUAUCCCAAACUACAGAGCCUCUCCUGGCGUUUCAUGGGACGGGAGCUGAAGAACACAAGUGACCAUGUCAUCACGACACACACUCACGAGUACAGGUAUGUCAGCGAGCUGAAGCUGGUGCGACUCAAAGUGUCGGAGGGCGGAGUCUACACCUUUCAGGCCUCGAACAAGGAUGCAAAAGUCAACCACUCCUUCACCAUCUUUGUCAUGAGUAAACCAGCCAUUGUGUCUCAUGAGGGCCCAGUGGAUGGACAGGUGCGCUGUGUGGCUGAGGGGUUUCCUGCCCCCCAAAUUACAUGGUUCUACUGCGAGCAGUCAUAUGUCAGGUGCUCCCAGCAGGUGAAUGCCACCCAGGAGGAACACAACAUCAUCACUGUCACACUAUUCAGCCCCAUGUUUGGCAAAACCGAGGUGGAGAGUCGGGUGAACAUCAGCAGAGGUCGAUUUAAUACUCUUGAGUGUGUGGCCACAGUGGAGGGGGAGCAGGCCUACACACUCUUCUCCAUCAGUGAGAAAACUGUUCCUCACGACUUGUUCACACCGUUGCUCAUCGGCACCGUGUCAGCGACAUGUGUCCUCUGUCUCAUCCUUUUCAUACUCUUCUACAAGUACCUGCAGAAACCAAAGUACCAGAUUCAGUGGAAAGUCAUCGAGGGUAUCCACGGGAACAACUACGUCUACAUCGACCCCACACAGCUGCCGUACGAUCACCAGUGGGAGUUUCCCAGAAGUAACUUACGAUUUGGGAAGACGCUCGGAUCUGGAGCAUUCGGGAAAGUGGUGGAAGCUACUGCGUACGGACUCUCCAAAGCCGACUCAGUCAUGACUGUGGCUGUGAAAAUGCUCAAAUCAACCGCUCAUGCCACAGAGAAGGAGGCCUUGAUGUCAGAGCUGAAAGUCCUCAGUUAUUUGGGAAACCACAUAAACAUCGUCAACCUCCUGGGAGCCUGCACAGUUGGGGGCCCGACCCUGGUGAUUACAGAGUACUGCUGCUUUGGAGAUCUUCUCAACUUCCUUCGUCGGAAAAGGGAGUCUUUCAUCACCUCCAAAUUUGAGGACAACUGCUAUUACCACAAUGUCAUGCUGCAGAGAGAAACAGCCGGCGACAGCUUGCAGGACUACAUGGCUAUGAGGCCUUCUGCUGCUGGCAACCGGCCAUUCACAUCAUCCGCUGAGACAAGACGCUCGCUACGCAAAGGUGGCUCUCCCUCUGAAGGAGACAUGGAAAACGAGUUUAUUGAGGAUGGUCUUUCUCUUGAUACUGAAGAUCUACUGAGCUUCUCCUACCAAGUGGCCAAAGGGAUGGAAUUCUUGGCAUCCAAAAAUUGCAUACACAGAGAUCUAGCCGCCAGAAACAUCCUGCUAACUCAAGGAAGGGUGGCAAAGAUCUGUGACUUCGGUCUGGCGCGGGACAUCACCACCGAUUCCAACUAUGUCGUGAAAGGCAACGCUCGUCUGCCGGUGAAGUGGAUGUCUCCGGAAAGUAUUUUCGAGUGUGUGUACACGUUUGAGAGCGACGUUUGGUCCUAUGGCAUUUUGCUGUGGGAAGUCUUCUCCCUUGGAAACAGCCCCUACCCAGGGAUGGCUGUCGAUGCCAGGUUCUACAAACUAAUCAAGGAAGGAUACCGGCUAGAAGCCCCUGAUUUUGCACCGAGUGAAAUGUAUCAGAUCAUGAUGUCCUGCUGGGAAGCUGACCCAUUCCAGAGACCUCCCUUUAGAAAGAUAGUGGAAAGGAUUGAACAACAACUGUCAGAAGCCACCAAGCAUAUUUAUCUAAACUUCAGCGCCAAGCUUCCUGUGAUAUCCAGAGGAAGGGAGGAGCAGAGUUUUGAACUGGUCACCUCCACUGACAGCUCCAACACCUCCACGCAGCCGUUACUCAUACAGCAUGAGGUUUUCCUGGAAGGAGACUCUUCCAGAGCUGAAAGGGUGUAAGGACCUCCUCCGCCUGCAUGGCAGUGUCAUAAAGUGCCUCUAAUGCUCCUGCUAAUAACCACCUUACAUGUCACCCAUGCCCAAAAACUGUCCCAGAGGCAUUCAUGGACACAUUAGCACCUGUUCAGUGGAAGAACAUAAAUGGAAGUCACUUUUUGCUUUUUGAAUGACUGUAAUUAUUGCAAUGCUCAGCACCAUAAGGGCAGUCUGACCCCUCAACCCUCUGUGUGUACAGCAGAGAACUGCCACGGCACCACAGCGGAGUGGUCAAGAGAUGGGACUCUUAAAGAUGUGGCUUCCCCAUGUUGCUUUUGUCCUCCUCCCUUUGACUUGUCUUUUUUUUUGUCAUUUUGAUGAUGGACAAUCCAAAGAAGUUUGCUGUAUGUUCACCUUCUUUUGUGUUUUUACAACAGUAAUGAUCGCACCGUUUUGGGGAGGUGGUUUGAUGACGCACAUGUGGCUCUUCAACUUCAAAUUGUUCCCAACAGCAAGAGAUGUAGCUUCAAUCAGCAUUUUUCAUUGCCAGUAUUACAACCUGUUCAUCAAAUUAUUUAUAUGAAGGAAAAACAGCAUCAGUGGCCAAUGAUAAAUUGAAACACAACAUAGUUUGCAGACUAUCUGUUAGAGUCCAGAAGUGCUGCCAGUCGGGUCCUGCAGUUGUAUAUGGGGGUGGCUACAUGCUUUGGUCGGACUUUUGUUUUAUAUAAGGUACGUUUGGCUGAAGUGCAUUCGACUGUACACUUUUCAAAGUUACACAACCGUUGCUGGGAUGCAGUGUAGUCAGUGACUUGACAAAAAAAAAAAAAGCUCUGUUGAUCUGUGGUGAAUCUGGUGCGCCGUUUUACUUUUUUGACAGCUGGACUGACGGAGAGUUUUCUUGUAAAUACCUGGUUACGUUUCUACAGUUUCUCUCCAAACUGCAUACAGUGUAUAUUUGUUUACAUCAGACAGGUACUGCCAUUUAAGAGGUGUAUUUAAUGUUCUCUUCUUUCUUGACCUAGGAAGCUUUGCAUUCAUUUUGUUUGUUUCUGACUUGCUGGCAGUGGGUGUGGUGUUAUUUGAAUAAUGAUCAAGUCGUGGUUAAGCUAAUACGAACUGCCAUUAAGAAGACUGCAGUAAUGCCCGGGGCACUCUUCUCCAUUUGGUCAUCAGGGCUGCGUGUUCAGAGGUCGACACUGAGUGUGUCCGUCAGUUGGUCAUCUCAUUGUUCCUUGCCAGUAGCUGGUUUCCCACCAGUCCCGAACAUUCAGCUGUUUCCUCCAAAAAGAGCGAGACAAAAGCUUUCAUCAGCCAGUUGUCUGCACGAGUACAGACCAUUCACACGUUCCAACUGACGGAUGUAGCUAAAGGAGCACAAGAAAAGUGUCUUGAAUGUGUGUGUGAAGUAUGUGUGUGUGUAUGUGUGUGAUAGUGAAUAAAAUACAAUUUGUGUGUGCAGGACAAACCUAUCCAUAUUUGAUGAGGUGCCACAUCUGAAUAUUUAAAAGCUUUAGGCUACCAGCACUCCACGGUCUGACUGUUGUGUCUUUUUGUAAAUAUAAAAGUGCAUAAAUUGUUACAUUAUGAUGAUGCUUUUUAUAGAUAUUUAUCUUACCGAAUGAAGAUGUGGUACAUGCAUUUAAAAGACAGUAUUUUUCUUGUGCGGAAAUGGAAAUGGAGAGGUUUCAUCAUGACUGCAACGCGUUGGUUUUACCCGGUCCACAUUUCAGCUAAAAAAAUGUUUUGUCCUAAACACAGAGAUGGAAAUGUCUUUGAAAGAUUUUUGCUUCGUAUUUAUUAAACCCCGUGGCCCUAGUCUUACAUCAACUGCUGAGUUGAUAUUGCCUGUGUGACUGUAAAUAAACUGUUAUGU
Molecule: messenger RNA, 4997 nt
Organism: Synchiropus splendidus (mandarinfish)
Lineage: Eukaryota; Metazoa; Chordata; Actinopteri; Syngnathiformes; Callionymidae
Gene: kita
Product: KIT proto-oncogene, receptor tyrosine kinase a
Exons: 21
Coding region: 185-3145 (986 amino acids)
Biological process (GO): Kit signaling pathway; multicellular organism development; Fc receptor signaling pathway
Cellular component (GO): signaling receptor complex
Molecular function (GO): transmembrane receptor protein tyrosine kinase activity; ATP binding; cytokine binding
Source: RefSeq, a predicted model, not a curated record